Messenger RNA from Tetrahymena thermophila SB210, 1266 nucleotides. Its product is annotated as acyl-CoA thioester hydrolase CGI-16. Gene Ontology annotation, molecular function: fatty acyl-CoA hydrolase activity. Gene Ontology annotation, biological process: acyl-CoA metabolic process. Lineage: Eukaryota; Ciliophora; Oligohymenophorea; Hymenostomatida; Tetrahymenidae. The record is from RefSeq and is a predicted model, not a curated record. The transcript has 4 exons.
AUGUUGAGUUUUAUCUAAAAGUCGUUCUUCACCACCUUAAAGCAAGCCCAAUUACUACAGUUGAAAGCCUUUUAGCAGAGGCUUAACUCAAUGGUUGCAUAGAAUCUUUCACCCCUUCCUUUGGAAGAGAAAAAAAGCAUGCAGACAAUUGUUGGCAAUUUCUUUGCAGAUUUUUAAGAGCUAGAAAUUUUUAGAAGUAAAGACUUAAUUUAAACUGAUGACAAAACAAAUACUCCAACUAACUCUUGGGUUUAGUUGAACAUCCCUAUCACUUCAAACGAAGUAGUCUAGAGCACAAUGUUUCGUUUUGAUAACCAAAUUAGAAUAGGAAGAUUAUUGGAGUUUUUAGAUUUGUUUGCAGGUUAUAUUGGCUACAAACACUGUCAAUUAGAUAAAUUUGCUUAAAAACUCACAUUGGUAACUGCUUGUGUUGACAAUGUAGAAUUCUACUCUGAUCUCUCUACUUAAAAAGAUAUUUACCUCAAAGGAUAUGUCACUUAUGUCGGAAGAACUUCAAUCGAAGUCAAGAUUGAUAUGUAUUAACCUAGCGAUAAGGGCGAAGAAGAUUUAGUAGGCACCUCUUAUUUCUUGAUGGUGGCUCGUAACUCCUAAGAUCACUCAAAAAGUGUAGAAGUACCUAAAUUAUCAUUCGAAAAUGAAUUUAACAAAGACGCUUGCUUGUACAGAGAAUAAAUUGGAUUCCAAAACUAGAAAGCAAGAAAAUUGAAAUCUUAAAUGUCUUUCCAAACUGCUGAGCCAGGCAACUAAGAAUCAAAGUUAUUACACUCAUUCUUCAUAAACCCAUAGAAUUAUUUGAAACAUCUGCCUAUUCAAGAUACUAAGAUAGAAAGCAUAUAAUUGAUGCAAUAUCAAUACAGAAAUAUUCACAUGAAAAUAUUUGGAGGUUUCUUAAUGAGAAGAUUAAUUGAAAUUGGAUGGGUAUGCGGCCAUCUACAUAUAAAAGGAGUAGAAAGUCCUAAAAUGGUUUAUUUAAGUGACAUUUAAUUCCACUACCCAGUUGAAAUAGGUUCUAUGGUUUCAUUUAAGUCACAUGUAUGUUAUACUUAAAAUAAUUUCAUGGAUGUUAAAAUACAAGCUGAAGUUAUUAACCCAAAAAAUAGAUCAUUAAAUUAAAAAACUACUGAAAUGCAUUUAAUUCUUGAGUGUAAAAACGACGUUCCUCCCGUCUAUCCUCAGCAAUAUGAUCAUGGUAUUAUGUAUUUAGAGGGAAAAAGAGUUUUAGAGUCAUUUUUAUCAGAUUUAUGA